UUAUUCCAACUGGCAAUGUGGUAAAAAUAUGGUCUACGAAACCUUGCGUCACGAAACCUGUGUUUUCUAAUGUUUUGCAAAUCUUUCGGUAUUGAUUAGUUAGAUUGAUUUUAACAACGAUUUUUAAUUUUUAAUUGACGAUAACUAUCAAUCAAAAUAUAUUCUUUUGAUUGGAUGUACCCUAUUCAAAUGCCAGCUUCGGCAACAGGUGACCCAAACACAAAUUGUGACUACUGAAAUCAUUAAAAUUUAACCUGUGGGAAUAAGGUUUCUGGGAAAAAAUCAAGUUUUUACUGCAUAAGCAACAUGGAAGGACUCCAUGACAAGUUCACAGCACCAAAUCCUCCAACUGAAGUGGCCCGAAGAUCAGUAAAUAGCAACAACAAUAUGGAUCCAUCUUUUAUAUCUCUGUCUUUCAUUACUGAUGAUGACAUAUUGGAAGAGUUUACUACUGUCAAUGAAACUAUACUAGAUGACUAUAGUCAAGCAAGUACAGCUGCUUUGAGCAACUCACAUGGCAGUGAAAUCUCUCAAAUUAUCACUCGUGUUUCAGAAAGCCCAGUUAUGGAAAACCUGUUGACUUCUCAGCUUACUUCUGAACCUGAUUCAAAUCUCAACUUGUCAAGACCUAGUCCAGAUUCACCUAGUGCAAAUACUGAAGAAGCCGAGGAUGAUGAUGAUGUUCUACCUGCAUCACCUGUUCCUGCCAACCAGCCACCAAGGAGAACACCUGUGAAUUUGUCCAGAUCUUCAGCUUUUGUCACCAUGGCUAUCGGAUCUCCCGUUCAAGGUUCUCUGCGGACCCUACGCAAUAUUGAAGAGGCCGCAACAAGUACUGUGCCAGAUAAACUGGACUCAUCCCCAGAAGCAAAUGAGGCAGCUGCUAAAACGAUUGUGACCGUUGACCCCCUGGGUAGCGUAUCAAAAUCAAAAUCCAUGCGUCAAAUUCAUUUUGAAAGUGACAGUGGUUCCAACCACUCUGUUGUGGUCGAGUCUCCAUCUUCAUUCCUAUCGGAGCCCAACCGGGGUUUAGACAACUCUAUCCAAAAGCCUACCGUCAGUCGACCAGCAGAACCCUCUGAAGACGCCGAUGAUGGGAUUGAAUUUGUAGAAGAAAUCCGACGCAAUGUCCGCGAGGACCCUGGUUCCCCCGAAAGCUCAGUUGCAAUUCCGGCCGCUCAGCCACGACGUGAAGCCGAUUCAGCCUCGCAGGACUUGACUCCACGGCUGACACAGUCUCCGUCAUCUAUUCCGUUUUCACAAGAUCUAUUGAGCACCUCGCCAUUUCGCGAUCCAGACUCACAGAGCCACCGCUUCGUUGAGUGCUUUCAAACGCAAGAUCUAGUAACUCGAACUAAUCAUUCUUUGGAUGAAACAACUGAAAAUCCGGAGGCAGAAUUGAGUACUGAAAUCAUAAGUUCCAAACUCGAACUAAGUGCAGAAUUCUGCUCGCAACAGUCACCUUUGAAUGGGCCGUCGUUGGGUCUCAACCAAUCCAUCCCCACAGUCAACACACCAUCGCUCUCAGUGGUACCGAAGUCUGAUGGAAAAGGGUUUCAAAGUAGUGCCGACACCAUAGAUCGCGUUUCGUCACAGGAGAAUACUCCGGAAGUGGAAGCUGAACAGUGGGUCCCAUUUGAAGCAGUGACACGAGUUUACAACGUUCUAGAAAGGACUUGGGUUAUGCGAACUUUUAAUAAAAUGUUGCCAAUGUCUAAAAUGGAAGUGGCGCUUUCAGGUUCUGUGUCGGAGCAAGUGCGGAUGGGUUUAUUCGAUAACAUGGAUUGCGAAACAUUGCCGGGUUCACGGCUAGAGUCAUUUGCUGAGCUUUUGCAGCGGCAUGUGAGCCAGAGUUCAAGUGGCUACAAUGCUGAUUUAUCCGGGAGCUACAAAUCAGAAACAGCCUCAAUGCGUUUGUCGCGCUUUUCAAUCGCUUCGAAUUUCGAAACUGCUCCGAUUGCCUGUAGUUCAAUGCUGAGUAGAGCCAGUCUGGAGCCACCAAUCUUACCUGGCAGCAGCGAGUUUGCAAUGCCUAAGCAUCCCGUUCGCCAGAAGACCACUCGCUCUGGGAACAAUGAGUCAUCUAAGCCAUCCAGUCCUUGUGCACAGUUAAAAGAAGAUGGCGCUACACCUCUUCCGUCGCAUCCCUCUUCGUACCCAGACUCGACGGAAUGCUCCUCAGCUGUUGAAUUAGCAGGCGGUUCAGGUGUCCCUCAAGCAUUAGACAAAGAACCUUCAAGGAUCGCAGUAGAAGAGACACCAGCAUUUACGGAAAUAAAAAUAGCGCGCAAACGCGGACGCAAGCCCAAAAUUCCCGAAAUGAUAAAGGAAACUGACUCCAGUACUGAGACUCCGCCCAAGAAAGGUCGACGAGGUCGUCCACCGGCUGACGGGACACCGGCGAAAAACAAAACGAAUGGUGCUAAGAAAAAUCAGGAACCUGAGAAACCGGAGUCGAAUGCCAGUCGACCUCCCACUGAUACCAACCCCAGCCAAUCAAAUGCCGACGCUGGUAGUGAUAAGUCUUCGGAAGAUUAUCUCAGAGAACUCGAUGAAGUAGUAGAAGAAUUACGCGCUCGUUCCUAUCAAAUAGAUAGACCUGUUUUUGCACAGUGGACAGAUAAAUGCUUUUAUGCUGCCAAGAUUACUCAGCGUGAUCCGGUCCAGACAGGAAAGUGGACUGUCAAGUUCGAAGAUGGACAAUCGCGUAGUCUAGUCGAAGAAUUUAUUUUGCCCGUUUCGCUAUUGAACAAACACCAGCCGGUUCUGGUUCUUAACGAGGACUUGAGCGAAGGCCGACCUGGUGUGAUUAUUGGAUAUAGUAAAAUUAAACCCAAUGAGCCAGUUGAAAAGAUUGAGCAUUUGAUCGAAAUGGAUGGUUGUGAGACUAUUAAAGUCCCAAGACAGAGGAUUUGUUUAACGCAAGAUCAUAUGCGCCACUGGAAUGACGCGGUGGUGGUGCCACAGCUCUUUUCACCUCACACCUGUAACGUCAGUCUUGAUAAUAUUCUAGGAGGUAAGCGUAGUAGAAGAACCACAACUGCCGAACUCGGAGUAUCUUCACCUAAGAAAACUCCGAAAAAUCCCCGCACUCCUAGAUCCAGAUCGGUGACUCCAGCAGUUGCGCCAGAACAAACACCUAAACGUUCUCUUCAGAAUUCGGGAUCGUUGCGCCGAAAAAUUAAGGGGAAAAGAGAUUUAACUCUGGAUACUUCUACCAUGAGCGAAAGUAGUGGAACUUCAUUCCUUCAACACGAGGAGACGUCUUUGCGAACCCGUAUUCUUGAUCGGAUGAAUGCAGCAUUACCAGGUCGCUCAACAGUUCAAAGUGCGCUGGAGGAAGAAAAUGUUGAACAAACCAAAGAAGAAGUGAACCUUCAAAUCGCCGGACCAAUUCCCCAGAAUAACAAGCUUUUCGCUGGGUUUGCAUUUCUUCUCACGAAGGCAUCAAGACCUCUCGAAGUGGAUCCUGAUGAAAUAACUGACGAAGUUGAGCCGUACCUGAACCCUACUCCCUACUACAAAGAGCACAUUAAGCAUCAAUUGACGGCAGGUGGUGGAACGGUCCUAGAGCGAUUUGAUCUGAGUCAAAUUGAAAUGGAAGAAGAUAUUGUUUUGUUGGUUUGCAAUCGACCUUGUCGCACAGAAAGAUACAUUAAAUCUCUAGCUGCCAACAUCCGCUCCGUUUCUCAUGACUGGGUUUAUCAAUGUUGCCAAAGCAACGAAAGAUUCAACUACCAACGUUACUUGCACCCACCUGGCAUUGACCUUCAAGGUAGUAUUGUUGAGUGGUCUUCAAGCACCGGCCGUUGUUUCGUUGGCACACGUAUCCUUUUAAGUGGUCCGCCAGAAUUUAACGAUCUUUGGGUACCUAUUCUUGUUCAAGCUGAAUGUAUAAUUGUUUCCCGCUUACCUGCGCGCGCAAAAAGACCCGUUUCUGAAGGGGCUAUUGCUGACAGUGGUGUCGCGGAAUCUGAGAAAGCGUUGUGUGACGAAGUUCCGUUUGAUUACGUAGUUACAACCAAAGACUGUACAGCUAAAAUUGUUGAUCAGGCUCGUCGUAUGAAGAUUCCACUAGUCUCAUCUACGUGGGUCAUUCAAUCAUUGAUUCAUGGAAAAAUACUAGAUCCAUCUUCGAGUCCUCAGUUCAGUUUUAACUACGCUAAACCAUGAUGUUUUGUUUUACUGUCUCACAGAAUUGUUUGGAAUUCAAACACACACUAAAAAAAAAAAAAAUACAAAAAAAAAAUAACAAAAUUCCGUAUGACUGUUAGAUUUUUGUGUCCUCUUGAUUUUUAAUUCCUUUUUUAAAUUCAAAAAUGACCUAUGGAUUUAGUGUUGAGUGCCAUCGCGUGGCUUUUUAAGCCAUUAAGCCCCCUUUUUAGUUUCUCUUUUUUCUUUCUAUUGUGGAUGUUCCCAUUUAUCACAUCCCUUCACCACAAAUGGUAUGUUUGUUGUAAAACAAUUUAGAAAUACAUCUUUGGCUUGUGCUAAAAUCGUCAAGAAUAAUAA
Daphnia pulicaria is the source of this 4512-nucleotide messenger RNA. RefSeq lists its product as uncharacterized. Gene Ontology annotation, cellular component: nucleus. Gene Ontology annotation, biological process: DNA damage checkpoint signaling; positive regulation of transcription by RNA polymerase II. The transcript has 14 exons. The record is from RefSeq and is a predicted model, not a curated record. Bases 307 to 4173 code for a protein of 1288 amino acids. Gene Ontology annotation, molecular function: histone binding. NCBI's taxonomy places the organism in Eukaryota, Metazoa, Arthropoda, Branchiopoda, Diplostraca, Daphniidae.